Messenger RNA from Arachis duranensis, 1983 nucleotides. RefSeq names its product laccase-17. Bases 53 to 1798 code for a protein of 581 amino acids. NCBI's taxonomy places the organism in Eukaryota, Viridiplantae, Streptophyta, Magnoliopsida, Fabales, Fabaceae. The transcript has 6 exons. Gene Ontology annotation, biological process: lignin catabolic process. Gene Ontology annotation, cellular component: apoplast. The record is from RefSeq and is a predicted model, not a curated record. Gene Ontology annotation, molecular function: hydroquinone:oxygen oxidoreductase activity; copper ion binding.
ACAAGAAAACACAAUAAAAAAGAAGCUUUAGAAGAUUAAAAGAGAAAAGGAAAUGUGUUCUUCGCCAAGCAUGCCGGGCUUCUUAAGGGUUAUGCUCGUUGUGUUAUGUGCUGUAUUCAUUUUUCCAAAUCUAACGCAUGCAGAGCAUGAAAGAGUUACAAGGCACUACAAGUUUAACAUCAAAAUGCAAAAUGUGACAAGGCUUUGCAAAACAAAGAGCAUCGUGACUGUGAAUGGACAGUUUCCAGGUCCUAGAAUAAUAGCAAGAGAGGGUGAUAGACUUGUGAUUAAAGUGGUUAACCAUGUUCAGCACAAUGUGACAAUUCAUUGGCAUGGAAUCCGGCAAGUGAGAAGUGGUUGGGCAGACGGACCGGCGUAUAUAACGCAGUGUCCGAUUCAGAGAGGGCAGAGUUAUGUAUACAACUUCACGGUGGUUGGGCAGAGAGGUACACUGUGGUGGCAUGCACACAUCUCAUGGCUCAGAACAACUCUCUAUGGUGCCAUUGUGAUUCUUCCAAAGAGACACGAGGCUUAUCCAUUCGCCAAGCCCUUCAAAGAAGUCCCCAUCAUACUUGGGGAGUGGUGGAAUGCGGACACAGAAGCUGUUAUAAACCAAGCAACGAAAACAGGAUUGGCGCCUAAUCUGUCUGAUGCUCACACAAUCAACGGCCUUCCAGGUCUUCUCUCUAACUGCUCAGCCAAAGAGACUUUCAAGCUGAAGGUGAAGCCUGGAAAAACGUAUCUGCUUCGGCUGAUCAACGCUGCACUGAAUGAUGAGAUGUUCUUCAGCAUAGCAAACCACACCCUCACCGUGGUCGAAGUAGACGCAGUGUACGUAAAGCCCUUCGCAUCAAACAUUGUUCUCAUCACACCAGGCCAAACCACCAACGUUCUUCUCAAAACCAAACCAACCCCUCCAAACUCCAGAUUCGCCGUCGCCGCAAGGCCCUACGCCACCGGCCCCGCCGCCUUCGACAACGCCACAACCACCGCCCUGCUUGAGUACAACCACCCCGCACCCUCACUCUCCAACACCAAUAACCUUCCACUUUUCAGACCCCCACUCCCCAAAUUCAACGACACAGUCUUUGCCGCCAAAUUCAACAACAGAGUCCGUAGCUUGAACACCAAAAGGUUCCCAGCAAAAGUUCCAAGAACCGUUGACAGACGCUUCUUCUUCACGGUGGGGUUAGGGAUCAGUAAAUGCUCCAAGAACGAAGCGUGUCAAGGACCCAACAACACGAGAGUCGCGGCUGCCGUUAACAACGUGUCGUUUGUGAUGCCAAACACGGCCUUACUCCAAGCACACUUCUUUAACAAAUCAAAAGGGGUUUACAGCACUGAUUUCCCUGCGAACCCGCCGGUUAAGUUCAACUACACCGGCACGCCGCCGAGGAACAUCAUGGUAAGUAGUGGGACGAAGGUGGUGGUGCUGAAGUUCAACGAGAGCGUGGAGUUGGUGCUGCAGGACACAAGCAUCAUCGGAGCAGAGUCGCACCCACUUCAUCUUCAUGGAUUUAACUUCUUCAUUGUGGGUCAAGGCAAUGGAAACUUUGACCCCAAAAAGGAUCCUAAGAACUUCAAUCUUGUUGACCCCGCUGAGAGAAACACUGCUGGCGUGCCUUCUGGUGGAUGGCUCGCUCUGCGCUUCCUUGCUGAUAACCCAGGGGUUUGGUUUAUGCACUGCCACCUUGAAGUGCAUACAAGUUGGGGUCUCAAAAUGGCUUGGAUUGUCCAAGAUGGAAAACGGCGCAAUCAGAAGCUGCCACCUCCACCAUCUGAUCUUCCCAAAUGUUAAACAUUUACCCAUUCAUUUUGUUUUUUCUUAGUCUAUUUUCUCAUUGAAUUGGAUUAUUUUCUGUCGUGUUUCUAUACAUUUUUUGGUAGUCGUUACCCAUAAAAGCUUCGGCUUAGUCUUUCUUCAAUUUUGGUCACUCUUUAAUUAGGAAACUAGCUAGCAUACAUGAGUUUUGCAUUUGUGUA